GUCUCGCGUGUGUUUGUGUGUGCGCGCACACGUUUGGUGGACGAGUGCAGCUAAGCAGGACGCGCGACGACGUGGAUUUGUGAAGCUGCUUUCCUUUUUAUUUCCUCCUCCUUGUUUUUGUUUUGUUUGCAGCGUUACCCGCGAUGGAUUAUUGCGUGUGCGUACUUUUGCUGCUCUCCGGCGUGUCCUGCGUGUCUACUGGUCAGUUCCCCAACGAGCACAUGAUUAAAGAAUGGGUGGAUCAAAUGCAAAAGGACUUGAUCACGCUCGCGGACAAGGCCAGCGGCUUGCAGAGUCUCACUCAGAUCUACCAGAAACAUAAGACACACUUCAGCGUGGAGACCAACCGAGUGGAGGAGCUGGUGUCCACGGCUGCUGGGAACAUCGAGAGAUUGCUGGAAAGCCGCUCCAAAGCCCUCAAGAGGCUGGCAACAGAGGCGGAAACGUUCCAAAUGUAUCACGAAUGGCAAGUCAACAGCGAGCCCGACAAAAUCGUCUACUACAACGCCAAAGACGACCUCAAUCAGACGGAGAAGAAGAACCGCUAUGUUCCCGAGGACUUCCACGUGGACCCCGACUUCCAGCGUCUGGUCUCGUACAACACCACGGCCGUCCACAUCCCCACUGACAUAUACGAGGGCUCCACCAUCAUUCUGAAUGAGCUCAACUGGACAGAGGCCUUGGAGGACGUUUUCCGGAAAAACAAAGAGGAAGACCCCACACUCCUCUGGCAGGUGUUUGGUUCCGCCACCGGGUUGGCUCGUUAUUUCCCAGCUUCUCCCUGGAUCGACUCCAGCAAAUCGGCCAAUAAAAUCGACCUCUACGACGUACGCAGGCGGCCAUGGUACAUCCAGGGGGCGGCGUCACCCAAGGACAUGCUGAUCCUGGUGGAUGCGAGCGGCAGCGUGUCGGGCCUGACCCUGAAGCUGAUCCGAACAUCCGUCAGCAAGAUGCUGGAGACGUUGGCGGACGACGAUUACGUCAACGUUGUCUAUUUCAACGACAAGGCCACGCACGCCGCCUGCUUUGAGAACCUGGUGCAGGCCAACGUGCGCAACAAGCGCAUCCUCAAGGACGCCGUGCAGGGCAUCACUGCCAAGGGGACGACCAACUACAGGCGCGGAUUCGAGCUGGCCUUCAAGCAGCUCGCACAGAUGAACGUUUCCCGGGCCAACUGCAACAAGAUCAUCAUGCUUUUCACCGAUGGAGGCGAGGAGCGCGCCGAGGAGAUUUUCAAGACGUACAACCCCAAACAAGCCGUGCGCAUCUUCACAUUCUCAGUGGGUCAACACAACUACGACAAAGGGCCCAUUCAGUGGAUGGCGUGCACAAACAAAGGUUACUACUACGAGAUUCCGUCCAUUGGGGCCAUCCGGUUAAACACUCAGGAGUAUCUGGAUGUUUUGGGCAGGCCCAUGGUCAAAGCGGACCGCAAGGCCAAGCAGGUCCAGUGGACCAACGUUUACCAGGAUGCACUGGAGCUGGGACUCGUCAUCACAGGAACCCUACCUGUUUUCAACAAGACCAACACGGGAUCCAAAAAAUCUCAGAACCAGCUCAUCUUGGGCGUCAUGGCCAUCGACGUCUCUCUGGAGGACAUCAAGAGGCUCACGCCACGCUUUACUUUUGGACCAAACGGCUACUACUUUGCCAUCGACCCCAAUGGCUACGUGCUGCUCCACCCCAACCUCCAGCCACCAACGGAGGAGUUCCACGAGCCUGUGACAUUGGACUUUCUGGAUGCCGAGCUGGAGAAUGAUAUCAAAGUGGAGAUCAGGCAAAAGAUGAUUGAUGGCCUCACAGGGACUUACCCCAUAUCUGCUCUCGUCAAAUCAAAAGAUGAGCGCUACAUUGAUACGGGCCGGAGGACCUACACCUUUGCGCCAGUGAAGGGCACAGACUACAGUCUGGCGUUGGUGCUGCCCAACUACAGCUCGUAUUACAUCAGGGCCACCAUCGGCGAUACCAUCACCCAAGCAAAAUCAUUUCUGGGGAAAGAUGUUUCCGAGAGCCUGCUGGCGGACAAGUUUGAUGAAUACGGCUACACGUUCAUCGCGCCAAGGGUGUACUGCAAGGACCUGAAGCCGCCCGACAAGGACAAAAGCAACACGGAGUUCCUCAUGGAGUUCAACAACUACAUCGACACCAAGACGCCAAACAACCCGAUGUGUAACGUGGAGCUGGUGAACCGAUUACUCUUGGAUGCUGGCAUCACUUCAGAUCUCAUCAAGAUCUGGAAGGAGAAUAAGUUGCAGCCCGGAGUCACUGCCAGAUUUGUUGCCACUGAUGGAGGGAUUACCCGAGUCUACCCAAAAAGCGCCGGCCUGAAUUGGAGGGAAGAGGCGGAGACGUAUGAGUCGAGCUUCUACAAGCGAAGUUUGGACAAUGACCUGUACAUCUUUACGCCAACGCCGUACCUCAAAGACAACACGAGCGACGACUCGGUCCUCGUGAGCAGAGCUCUCAACCUCAAGAUCGACAACAAGCUCCUCAAGCCGGCGGUCGUUGGCGUCAAGUUGGACGUCAGCGCCUGGAUGGCGAGCUUCAUCAACACCACGCUGAGGACCAACUGCACGGAUGAAAUCUGCGGCUGCCAACGGAACGAUAUGUACGUGGACUGCGUCAUUCUGGACGACGGUGGCUUCUUGGUCAUGUCCAAUCGGGACGAAUACGUCAGUCAGAUCGGACGCUUUUUCGGAAUGAUCGACCCCAUCCUGAUGGUCACCCUGGUCAACUCGUCGCUCUUCACCUCCAAGAAGUCCUACGACUACCAGUCGCUCUGCGAUCCCGUCAAGGAGACCAAGGCCGCGGCGGGCCUGCGAUCCGUUUAUGUGCCGUCCAUCGCGGAUAUUUUGAACGUAGGCUGGUGGGCCACGACUGCAGCCUGGUCGAUCCUGCACCAGUUGCUGGUCAGCAUCACAUUCCCGAAUUUCCUCCACGCAGCCGACAUGGAGGAGGACAUGUCCGACAUCGUGCAUCAAGAGGUGUGCAUCACAGAGCAAACGCAGUACUACUUUGAGACGGGCGACCUUUCCUUCAAAGGAACGGUCGACUGCGGAAAUUGCUCCAGACUGUACCACGCCGAGAAGCUUCCCAACACGAACCUGGUUUUCAUAAUUGCCGACGCCAAACUCACCUGCUCGUCCUGCGACACCAAGGCGCUCGUGCAGGAUGAACAGCAGUCGAACGGCCCUGAUCCCUGCGAGCUAGCACAGAAUCCUCGCUACAGGAAAGGACCUGCGGUGUGCUUCGAUAAUAACGAACACGAGGAGGACCCUGAUUGUGGCGGGGCGUCCGGCUUGAGUCCCUCGCUCUGGCUCACCUUGGCCCUUCAGUUGGUAUUUCUCUGGGUACUGUGCGGUUCUGGACUUCGCACCGUCCCGUCAUGACCUGUCCCUUGCCCCACCGCCAUUUCUCUACCAGCAUGCCUCCGGAAUGACAAACGAGAAGAGCUUCAAAAUUUUUAACCGAAGAGCCCUCGGAUGGUCCCGACCCAAAGAGGACUUUAUUUGGUGGCGCCAUUGUUUUCCUGAAGUGGGGCUGCCUUAUUGGACUUUGUUUAAUUCAAAACUGCCAGAAGCUAGCAAGCAGUUUGUUUUCAAUCCAGUGCAAGGGGGAAAAAAAAAAAGUCGUCAUCACAAACUUUUGCUCCCGGUACGCCUCCGCCGGGAUGCAGAUAAUUUUUUUUUUGGUCUGGAUUCUUCCCCGCUCCUGCCACUGUCUCUGGAACUUGUUUACUUUGUGCUCUUCGUCCAAACCGAAUCCUCAGCCUCCUUCUGUCUGGAAUUCUUGGAUCGAAAACUGCCAUGCGUACGCGUCAACCAAUCAGUACGACCCAGACUGAAAACUCUCUAGUGCCAUGUAUGUGAUUCCGAUGCUAGCUUGUUUAUUGGACUAUUUAUUGGAGGUUCGAGACUACUAUCUGCACUUUGUGCGUACAGCUACUGAAGUCCACGUUACCAUCCUUUCUUUGCUUCCAACUUUGCAGGACUGACAACAAAUCGGAUGCAAACGGAGCUUUUUAUUUAUUGUGGUCGUUCUGCGCUCAAGGUCCGAUUUUGUAAAGUUUUAGGCUGUGUUACAAAGUCAACAUUUGGUGGUUUUAUGGUCCACUGCGCCCUAAAACCAAUGAUUUGAGAGAUAAAGCCUCAAAAUGUGUUUUGACACCUUCACACUUGUCUGUUUUUUUUUGUUUGGGUUUUUUUUUUUUUUUUUGCUUCAAAGUUGAGAAACGCCACCGUCACUCUCGCGAUGGUUGCACUUUAUAAUUUAGCCAAAACAUUGCGCUCUUGGUGGAACUCACGACCGUGGUUGUCAUUUACUAACAAGGGGAGAAAAAAAAACAAAACAAAAAAACAAAAAAAAACAAGUGCCAUAACUGAAUUAUCUCCUUUUCCGAAUACGUAAUUUCUGCAAGUUGACGUCAAGUAUCGCGCGAUGAUCAGCUGUUACUGCCUUUGUUUUCCCUUGAGGAGACAGCAUCCACUGUCUUUUGCAUUACGAUUCAGAUCCUGAUUUUUAGCACUGACAAAGCGGUCUCGACACCGUGAAUUUAAAAAAAAAACAAAAAAAAAAACAGUGUUUAAGUUAAAAAUGCAAAAAUCCAAUGCUGUCCCCUCGGGAAUAAUCAACACGGGAAAUGAAGUGUUUCCGAUUCCGUACAGGUCGCAGAAAUCUUACGGAUUGGUGUGCGUUUGUGUUACCAAUGUGUGUGUUGUGUGUUAGCAUCGAGCCCACCAAGGGCCGUUUUUUUUUUUAAGACGGUCCACAUGUACACGGGUAUUUUAAAAAUUGUGUUUCACCGCGAUAGUGGUAAGUCCACAUGCCAUUUUGUUGUACACUUUAUCAACAAUCAAAAAAACAAACAAACUGCAUGCGAUCCAUUUUCUGAAAGGUCCGUCUAAAGUGACCGAAAACUGAAAAAAACAUUUUUUUAAAUACUGUCAAUCAUGUGGACAUCAUCUUAAUCUCCCUCGAUUGUACUUUAAAAAGUUACACUGAUGUGGG
Hippocampus comes (tiger tail seahorse) is the source of this 5007-nucleotide messenger RNA. Its product is annotated as voltage-dependent calcium channel subunit alpha-2/delta-1-like. Lineage: Eukaryota; Metazoa; Chordata; Actinopteri; Syngnathiformes; Syngnathidae. Gene Ontology annotation, molecular function: voltage-gated calcium channel activity. The transcript has 40 exons. The record is from RefSeq and is a predicted model, not a curated record. Bases 144 to 3389 code for a protein of 1081 amino acids. Gene Ontology annotation, cellular component: L-type voltage-gated calcium channel complex.